This is a messenger RNA of Phalaenopsis equestris, 1996 nucleotides long. Its product is annotated as probable serine/threonine-protein kinase BSK3. Gene Ontology annotation, molecular function: ATP binding; protein kinase activity; protein binding. The record is from RefSeq and is a predicted model, not a curated record. NCBI's taxonomy places the organism in Eukaryota, Viridiplantae, Streptophyta, Magnoliopsida, Asparagales, Orchidaceae. Gene Ontology annotation, biological process: brassinosteroid mediated signaling pathway; protein phosphorylation.
CCUGAGGAUCUUUGCUAUUUUGGGAUGGGGUCGAAUAGUUCUAAGUUAGUUGCUUGCUGUUGGGGCUCGCAGAUGAAGGGAACGGUUCUGGAGGCUCCGGAUGUUGUGAGAGAGGAGAAAACGGAUACCUACGAACUGCCGCCAUUCCAGGAGUUCUCUUUUGAGCAACUCAGGCUCGCCACUUCCGGGUUUGCUGCUGAGAAUAUUGUUUCAGAGCAUGGAGAGAAAGCUCCCAAUGUUGUAUAUAAGGGGAAGCUAGAUGCAGCGAGGAGGAUUGCCGUGAAGCGUUUUAACAGAUCGGCGUGGCCGGAUCCUCGUCAAUUUUUGGAAGAAGCAAAGGCUGUUGGUCAACUUCGAAACCAAAGAUUAGCAAACUUGCUUGGCUGUUGUUGUGAAGGUGACGAGAGGCUGCUUGUGGCCGAAUAUAUGCCCAAUGAAACACUCGCCAAACACCUUUUUCACUGGGAGGCUCAACCCAUGAAGUGGCCGAUGAGACUGAGGGUGGUACUCUAUCUAGCAGAAGCCUUAGAGUAUUGCACUAUCAAGGGCCGUGCUCUUUAUCAUGAUCUUAAUGCUUAUAGAGUCCUUUUCGAUGAUGAUUGUAAUCCUAGGCUUUCAUGCUUUGGCCUAAUGAAGAAUAGUCGGGAUGGUAAAAGCUACAGCACGAAUUUAGCAUUUACGCCUCCAGAGUAUUUGAGAACAGGGAGGGUUACACCAGAAAGUGUGAUUUACAGUUUUGGCACACUGCUGCUUGAUGUUCUUAGUGGAAAGCAUAUUCCUCCGAGCCAUGCCCUGGACUUGAUACGAGAUAGAAAUUUUCAUAUGCUGACAGAUUCCUGUUUGGAGGGGCAAUUUUCUAAUGAAGACGGAACUGAAGUCGUGCGCUUAGCUUCGAGGUGUUUACAAUAUGAACAGAGAGAAAGGCCAAAUGUUAAAUUGUUAGUCCUUGCAUUGACUCCUCUCCAAAAAGAAAUUGAGGUUCCUUCCUACGUUUUGAUGGAUAUGCCACAUGGUGGUGCAUCUUCUGUUGAAUCUUUAUCACUUUCUCCUUUCGGUGAAGCUUGCCUCAGAAUGGAUUUGACAGCUAUACAUGAGAUACUGGAGAAGAUUGGCUACAAGGACGAUGAUGGAACAGCAAAUGAGCUUUCCUUUCAAAUGUGGACCAAUCAAAUGCAAGAGACUUUGAACUCAAAGAAAAAGGGCGAUACUGCAUUCCGGCAUAAAGACCUGAAUACUGCAAUUGAGUGUUACACUCAGUUCAUUGAUGUUGGAACCAUGUUAUCUCCAACUGUAUUCGCUCGUCGCAGCCUAUCCUACCUGAUGAAUGACAAACCACAGGAAGCACUUAAUGAUGCAAUGCAGGCCUUGCUGAUAUGUCCAACAUGGCCAACUGCAUUCUAUCUACAAUCUGCUGCCCUUUUCGCUCUCGGAAUGGAGAACGAUGCUCGGGAAGCACUGAAAGAUGGAUCGUCCUUAGAAGCUAAAAAGAACGGUAGUUCUGGGCGCUGAAAACAGUUGUAAACUAACAGUAAGGCAUCAUUGAAACUCAUACUUAAAGUUAGUCUUCCACUUUUUGACAAUUUCAUUAUUUCUACACAGAAUGGUCCUCUCACUUCAAUUUUUUUGAAAAAGUGUGAAGAUUCAAAUGAUUCCUCAAUUCUCAAAACGAGUAAAAUUCAUCAGUUUGUGGGAUUUUUGCAUAGUUGAAGUUAUUGAAUGGUGAAGUGAUUUUUGGUUAACUUUAUAACCUUUAAAGCAUAUUGCGUGUAUAUAUGUGGUGGCAACAAAGCUUCCAUUGGUAGAAGUUCAAGUUUAAUAAAGCGGUUUCCAUUGUGUAGGAAUUGUUGAUUGUAUAUCUUGAUAUUGAUGUAACCGCAUAUAUUUGUACAUCAGAGUAUGAUUGAAUUUUUUUUUCCUCUUUUUUAUGACAUUGCUUUUCUAGUUCUGACUAAGUGACUCUGUCUAUUAUUCUAUUUCUUCUAAUGUCAGUUAACAA